AUGGAUGUAAGCAUUGGAGACGAAAUCAAAGAUGGGUUCAAGAAGACGGAGUCUUGGGUGAAAUCCAACUUGGCGUUUGUGCAAGAAAUGGAAUCUUUUUAUAAACAACGGUCGUUAAUUGAACGAGAAUAUGCUGAAAAAUUGACUAAAUUAGCACAAGAGUCUCUUCAGAAAACCACCAAGCUUGGUCCCACUUUAAGUGUUGGAGAUGAGCCGACAAUUACACCUGGUUCCCUUGAAUGUGCUAGUGUUGUUGCCUGGAAGGAAGUUUUAAUUCAAUGUGAGAACAUUGCAAGGGAGAAGAUGAAAUUGUCUGGGAAGUUUGACUCUUAUGUUGCGCAGGGCUUGAGUAAGCUGGCCAUCAAAUAUUCGGGAAUUAAAGACCGGUGGAAACAGUUUGAUGAUGAUCUCAAAUCAACUAGAGAUAAGCACUAUAAUGACAUGACUGUGAAAAAGAAAGCAUAUGAUUCGGCAUGUGAAGCAAUGGAAUCGCAGAGAGCCAAGUCUUUGAAAAGUACAAACGAGAAACACCAAGAGAAGCUCACCAAAAGAGAAGCUGAAAUGAACAUCUCCAAAAAUGCUUAUUUGAUCUCCAUCAGUGUAUGUAAUGGCUUAAAGGAUAAAUACUACUACCAAGAUACACCUGAGAUUUUGGAUGGUUUGCAAGAACUAAACGAGGCUAAAGUUAGUAAAGUUAAUAGUAUCCUGUUAUCGAGCUCAGAACUAGAAAAAAAAUCAAAUGAAAGAAUUAAUACUUUUAUUGACUCGAUUGAUUCUGUCGUUAAACAAAAUCUGCCAAAGUUGGAUACUGCAAUGUUUGUCAAGCAUAACAUUUCAAAUUGGUCAGAACCAGCACAUUUCCAAUACAUACCUUCGUCAAUUUGGCAUGAUGAUGAUCAAAUGAUUGUUAAUGAUUCGGCAUUAUAUGAUUUGAAAUUGAGGUUAAACAAUGCAUGUGCAACGUAUGAGAAAUUGUCUGAAAUUUGUAAUGAUGAAAAACAGGUGGUUGAAGAAGUCUUGGUGGAAAGAAAUAAAUUGGUGGGCGAUACCUUCAAUGAAGUCCAAGUAAAAACACCAGAAGAGUACCAAAAGUUUGAAGAAUUGUUAAUUAAAUCAAUUUCAACACUACAAAAAUUCACUAAUGACGAUACUAAAAGAGUAAUGGCAGAAGUUGAAAUCCAAACCAUUCAAUCCGCAACGGGUGACAUAGAUAUGACUAUAACUACACCGAUUCACGAAAAGAAAAAAUCCAAAUUUGGUUUCUUGAAAUUGAAUAAACAUCAAGGUAAUUCUGCUGAAGAACCAGAAAUGGAAGUUCAAGAACUUUCACAAGACGUUAACAAUAUUCGAAUUACCCCGUCGAACACUAAAUCAAGAUUGUUCAACACAUUGGGUAAAAUAGUAGAUGCAUACAAUACACCAGUAGGUGAACCAAUCAAUUUCAGGUCGACAACUACUUCUUCUUUGUCAAAGGUUGCCAUUGCGCAGUAUCCAUAUGAAGCACAAGGUGAAGAUGAAAUAUCAAUGAAUAAGGGCGAUCAGUUUGAUAUAGUGGAUGAAGAUGAUGGCUCGGGUUGGACAUUUGUUAAGUCAUCCUAUGAUGAAGGUUUGGUUCCUACCUCCUAUUUGAAGAUUGAGCAAGUUCAAUUACAACAAAAGAAAAAAAUUCCUCCUAAAGUUGUACCACGAAAAAAUACAAAGACCAUCAAGAGAAUGGAAAUUUUAUAUGACUAUCAAUCACAAGGUGAUGAUGAACUGAGUCUACAAACGGGAGAUAUUGUAACUAUUAUACAAGAUGACGAUGGUUCAGGGUGGACGGAGGGUGAAAUCAAUGGCGAGACAGGCUUAUUCCCAACCAGCUAUGGAACGCUCGUUUAG
Pichia kudriavzevii is the source of this 1878-nucleotide messenger RNA. RefSeq lists its product as uncharacterized. Gene Ontology annotation, molecular function: protein binding. The record is from RefSeq and is a predicted model, not a curated record. Bases 1 to 1878 code for a protein of 625 amino acids. NCBI's taxonomy places the organism in Eukaryota, Fungi, Ascomycota, Pichiomycetes, Pichiales, Pichiaceae. The transcript has a single exon. Gene Ontology annotation, biological process: regulation of actin filament polymerization.